Messenger RNA from Stegastes partitus (bicolor damselfish), 3435 nucleotides. It is a transcript of the gene gys1, whose product is annotated as glycogen synthase 1 (muscle). Lineage: Eukaryota; Metazoa; Chordata; Actinopteri; Pomacentridae. The record is from RefSeq and is a predicted model, not a curated record. Gene Ontology annotation, biological process: glycogen biosynthetic process. Gene Ontology annotation, molecular function: alpha-1,4-glucan glucosyltransferase (UDP-glucose donor) activity. Gene Ontology annotation, cellular component: cytoplasm. The transcript is spliced from 16 exons. The coding region runs from base 95 to 2260 and encodes 721 amino acids.
GUGCCUGCUCUCCGCUGUUUUCCUUUUUAUGGAUUGACUGCGACAGCUGCCAAUGUGUGCUUCAUCUCCGUGAAGUUGGGACAACACCGGAGUAAUGCCGCUGGCUCGCAGCCUGUCCGUUACGUCCCUGUCGGGGCUGGAGGAGUGGGACGAGGAGUUCGAUUUGGAGGAUGCUGUUCUUUUUGAAAUCGCCUGGGAGGUGGCUAACAAAGUUGGAGGCAUCUACACCGUCAUCCAGACCAAAGCCCGUCUGACCGCAGAGGAAUGGGGGGAGAACUAUUUCCUGGUGGGUCCCUAUGUGGAGAGCAACGUGCGCACUCAGGUGGAGCUGAUCGAGCCCACCAACCCCGUGCUGAAGCGAACCAUUGACAAGAUGAACGCCAGUGGCUGUAAGGUCUACUUUGGCCGCUGGCUGAUUGAGGGCAGCCCAUAUGUUGUCCUGAUAGACGUCGCCUUCACCGCCUGGUCUCUGGACCGCUGGAAGAGCGAGCUGUGGGAGCUGUGUGACAUCGGCGUGCCGUGGUUCGACCGCGAGGCCAACGAUGCCGUGUUGUUUGGCUUCCUGACAGCUUGGCUUCUCGGAGAGUACGUCGCUCAGAGUGAGGAGCCUCCACACGUUGUCGCUCAUUUCCAUGAGUGGCUGGCCGGCCUGGGCCUGGUGUUGUGUCGACACAGACAGCUGCCUGUUGCAACCAUCUUCACCACUCAUGCUACACUGCUGGGACGCUACCUGUGUGCUGGAAACGUGGACUUCUAUAACAACCUUGCAGAGUUCAAUGUGGAUAAGGAAGCUGGCGACCGACAGAUCUACCAUCGCUACUGUUUGGAGCGAGCGGCUGCACACUGUGCCCACGUCUUCACCACAGUGUCCCAAAUUACAGCCAUUGAAGCAGAACACCUGCUCAAGAGGAAACCAGAUGUUGUCACUCCUAACGGUCUCAACGUGAAGAAGUUCUCAGCUGUGCACGAGUUUCAAAACCUCCACGCUCAGAGCAAAAACCGGAUUCAGGAGUUUGUCAGGGGACAUUUCUACGGGCAUCUUGACUUCAACCUGGACAAGUGCUUGUUCCUUUUCAUAGCCGGAAGGUACGAAUUCUCCAACAAAGGAGCCGACCUCUUCUUGGAGGCCUUAGCCAGACUCAACUAUCUGCUGAGAGUCAACCAUAGCGACGUGACGGUCAUUGCGUUCUUCAUCAUGCCGGCUCGGACAAACAACUUCAACGUGGAGACGCUGAAGGGCCAAGCAGUCAGGAAGCAGCUCUGGGAUACAGCUCAAACUGUGAAGGAACGCUUUGGAAAGAAACUUUAUGAGUCUCUUCUAGUUGGGCAGCUGCCAGAUGUGUCAAAGAUGUUGGACAAAGAGGACUUCACCAUCAUGAAGCGUGCCAUCUUUGCGACUCAGAGACAGUGCCAGCCUCCGAUCUGCACCCACAACAUGCUGGAGGACAGCAGUGACCCCAUCCUCAACUGCGUCCGCCGCAUCGGCCUUUUCAACAGUUCUGCUGACCGAGUCAAGAUUAUCUUCCAUCCAGAGUUCCUUUCGUCCACCUCUCCUCUACUUCCAAUGGAUUAUGAGGAGUUCGUAAGAGGAUGCCACCUCGGCGUCUUCCCCUCUUACUAUGAACCUUGGGGAUACACGCCAGCUGAGUGCACCGUCAUGGGAAUUCCAUCGAUCUCAACCAACCUGUCGGGCUUUGGCUGUUUCAUGGAGGAGCACAUAGCGGACCCCACAGCAUAUGGUAUUUACAUCCUGGAUCGGCGGUUCCGGGGGGUUGACGAGUCGUGCAACCAGCUCACUUCGUUCCUGUUCCAGUUCUGCAAGCAGAGCCGACGCCAGCGGAUCAUCCAGAGGAACCGGACUGAGCGCCUGAGUGACCUCCUGGACUGGAGAUACCUCGGCAGAUAUUACAUAUCUGCCCGUCACAUGGCCCUGGCUAAAGCCUUCCCUGACACCUACCUGUAUGAACCUCAUGACCCCACAUCAACUACAGGUUUCCGUUACCCCCGCCCAGCCUCGGUGCCGCCAUCCCCAGCUCUGUCACGCCACUCCUCCCCGCACCACAGCGAGGCCGAAGACAACGACGAAGACGAGCGCUACGACGAGGACCUGGAGGCGGAGAAGGACCGAGUGAACAUCCGCCAGCCCUACUCCCUGCCGUUCAAAAACAAGUUGCCCGCUGCCAAUGGGGCCAAAGGGGCCAAUGGAGCCAACGGGGCCAACGGGGCCAUUGGGAACAGCGACGCAAGCGAAAAAAACUAAGACGGACACACGCACGCAUACAGUAUAUGCUACACCUCACUAGCGAAACUCUAUCUGUGGCAGUCGUUGAAGUCAUCCACGUACUUGCAAACUUUACAAACGAGUGCAGUUGUGUGAACACACGUGAUGAAUUUGAAAUCGGUAUGUUAUGACAAAAAAAAUUGCAUCACUGUCAGUGUCUUCCCGAACCUGUGCGUACCUCAGAAUUUUUUUACAAAUGUCCGUCAGUUUCAGUAUCAUUUCAGUUACACCAGCAGUGCAGCCAGUGGUUUUCUUCGGGGAGUAAAUACAGCAGCUAAAAAGGCUCAACGUGGAGAAAAAAAAUAAUAAAUCAGGAUUGCUGGAUUUUGUAGCGUACUAACACUGGAUAACAUAGGCCUGAAGCAGUGGAAAAGCUAACAGGAUUAUUAUGGGUUUCUGGAGAUAGAUUUUAUACUUGAUUCAAAGGUGGGCCAGAGCAGGGAAAACAACAAAACCCUCCUUUCUACCAGCUUGUCAUCUUAAUGCAUUUAAAGUUUUCCUGUAAAAAGAAAAAAAAAAAGGCCCAUGUAAAGACAUUAGACACUGUCAGCAUCUGUUCUUCGUACUCGUGUUUCACUUAUGAUGAUGAUUCAGUGCUUCAAACUGUCCACCUUGUUGUAGCAUUUUUUUUCUUGUCUUUCUGUCCUUCAAAUGCCUUGUUUACUACCAAACUUCUCAGAAUGGAGAUAUGAUGCAGAGCACACACAUGCACAACAACAAGUAGCAUCAGAAAACAAUGCUGUCAUCUGGAGAAUAGUGUCAGCAGGUGUGUGUUUUUCGUUUUGUUCCUGCGCCUUAUUGUGUCACAGUGAUGAUUGCUGGUAAACAACCUCAUACUCGUACUAUGUGUGUGUUUGUGUGUGUGUGUGUGUGUGGAGAUGGUUAAUCCUCAGAUCGCCUUUAUUUAUUUGUGAAAGGAAAAGAGGUGUGAAAAAACAGGACUUUGUGUGAAGAUGGCAACCAUGUUUUCAGGGGGAAGACCUUUAGAGAAAAAAAGGGCUACAGAAGGAGGAAAUCUUAACUAUGUGGAAAAAGGAAAAAAGUUUUACCAGGCGUUUACUCACUAUCACUCCCUGUAAGAGCUGUAUCAUUUGUUACAAUCUUGCACCAGAUGAACUUAUAAUAAAGUUGAAAUAUAUAUAUCUAUAUAUAAA